AACAAAUGCAUGAAGAAGAAGAUGCAUUGUUAUUCUAGCAUGUGUGAUUGCUAAUACCAUUCAUAUUUUCAUCUUCAACCAACAAACAGGAUGGCGAACACAGGUACCAAGGAUAUUUCCUAUGAGGAACUGAAGGCUCUUGUGGGAAAGAGCCCGAAUCUCAUUCUGAUUGAUGUCCGCAGUGAAGAAGAGGUGGCAAAAGGACAUAUUCCAGGAUGCACCAAUAUCCCACUUGAUACAGUGGAGACUGCUUUUGCAAUGAAUCCAGAUGAAUUCAAGGCCAAGUAUGGCAUAAAGAAGCCACAGCUGGAUGCACCAGAGCUGGUGUUUUCCUGCCAGUCGGGCAGGCGAUCAGGACUGGCCAUCGGCAAGGUCCAACAGCUGGGAUACGUGACCGCACGCAAUUAUACUGGUGGAUACAGCGAGUGGUCCAAGAAAGAAGGAAAGUGAUUUGUGCUAAAGAAGAGUUUCAUAUGUCUUCAUCCAAUCAGCAACUGUGAAAUUUAGAUGUUUUAAUCUUCUGGUGAUUUUUUCACACUGUGUAAUAUUAAUAUUGAAUUUUAUAUUUAUGAAUAAUUACA
Oreochromis niloticus (Nile tilapia) is the source of this 581-nucleotide messenger RNA. Its product is annotated as thiosulfate:glutathione sulfurtransferase-like. NCBI's taxonomy places the organism in Eukaryota, Metazoa, Chordata, Actinopteri, Cichliformes, Cichlidae. The transcript has 4 exons. The coding region runs from base 91 to 450 and encodes 119 amino acids. The record is from RefSeq and is a predicted model, not a curated record.